This is a messenger RNA of Vigna unguiculata (cowpea), 1761 nucleotides long. It is a transcript of the gene MPK7, whose product is annotated as MAP kinase 7. NCBI's taxonomy places the organism in Eukaryota, Viridiplantae, Streptophyta, Magnoliopsida, Fabales, Fabaceae. The record is from RefSeq and is a predicted model, not a curated record. Gene Ontology annotation, biological process: protein phosphorylation. Gene Ontology annotation, molecular function: ATP binding; MAP kinase activity.
CCAAACGGCUCAACCAAAUUCGUGAAUCUUAACGUUGGCGUGGAAAAGAAAAAGAAAAAAGAAAAAGCAAGACACGUUUUUUAAUUUCGUAUUUUAGUUCCGAAAGGCCAAACACACAUACUUACGUUGUCGUAUUUUGCAUUCUCUCUUGCGGGAAAAGCAAAGCUAACAGUGAUAAUCCCACGAAACAAACCAAUGCCGUGUGGGUUGGGGUCGUCGUCGUGACUCAUAACGUUUUGUUGAAGCUGCAUCAAUUGAGGGAUUCUUCGUCUUUGGAUUCGCUUUUGGGGCAUCCGAGUCAGAGCUGCAAGGAAAGGGGAGAUGCUGGGAUGAAAGCUGAAUUUUGUGGAGAUGGCAACUCUAGUUGAACCACCAAACAGAAUUAAGCCAAAGGGAAAGCAUUAUUAUACAAUAUGGCAAACGUUGUUUGAGAUUGAUACGAAGUACGUUCCAAUCAAGCCUAUUGGCCGAGGAGCAUAUGGCGUGGUGUGCUCUUCCAUCAAUCGGGAGACCAAUGAGAGAGUUGCAAUUAAGAAGAUUGGUAAUAUAUUUGAGAAUUCUAUUGAUGCUUUGAGAACUUUAAGGGAACUGAAGCUGCUUAGACACAUUCGGCAUGAGAAUGUCAUUGCUCUGAAAGAUGUUAUGAUGCCAAUCCAGAGGACAAGUUUUAAGGAUGUCUACUUGGUCUACGAACUCAUGGAUACCGAUCUUCACCAAAUUAUUAAGUCCUCGCAGCCACUUUCCAAUGAUCAUUGCAAAUAUUUCUUGUUUCAGCUUCUUCGAGGUCUUAAAUACCUUCAUUCAGCAAAUAUUCUUCACCGAGAUUUGAAGCCUGGGAAUCUGCUCAUAAAUGCCAAUUGUGAUUUGAAGAUAUGUGACUUUGGGCUUGCGCGAACAAAUGGAGUUGAUGGUCAGUUUAUGACAGAAUAUGUUGUCACACGUUGGUAUCGUGCACCGGAGCUCUUGCUAUGCUGUGACAACUACGGAACCUCCAUUGAUGUCUGGUCAGUAGGGUGCAUCUUUGCUGAGAUUCUUGGUAGAAAGCCAAUUUUCCCUGGCACUGAGUGUCUCAACCAGCUGAAACUAAUUAUAAGCGUUCUCGGAAGCCAGCAUGAAUCUCAUAUUGAGUUUAUUGAUAAUGCAAAAGCCAGGAGGUUUAUCAAAUCACUGCCCUAUACUAGGGGAAGACACUUCUCUCAGCUAUAUCCACAAGCAGAUCCAUUAGCCAUAGAUUUGCUGCAAAAGAUGCUUGUAUUUGAUCCAACCAAGAGAAUUACUGUCUUAGAAGCUCUCCAACACCCAUAUAUGUCUGGUCUGUAUGAUCCAAGGUGCAACCCUCCUGCUCAGGUUCCCAUCAAUCUUGACAUAGAUGAACAUUGGGGAGAACAGAUGAUUAGGGAAAUGAUGUGGAAUGAGAUGCUACAUUAUCACCCUGAAGCUGCUUCUGCCAAUGCAUAGAUGGUUAAUUCUUCCAAGGCUUUCUAUUCUAGCCCUGUUGUCUGUCUCUAGGAGUAGUAGUUCUGUUUUUCCCCCCUAGACAAACUGUAAUCUUAAAGGACUUAUAACUGCCAAGUUUUGUACUUUGCAUGAGAUUGCUUUGGUACUUUUUUUUAAUUUGGCGUCUCCACAAGGACAAUGGCGUCUCUUAAUGACUUAACUUGUAUAUAGCCAUGCAUAUCGUUUUGGUGUCUCGGCUAAACCCAUUUGAACUAUGUUGUUCAUCAGUUGUUUUCUUAAAUUUAAUAGAAAAGAGUUAAAUAA